Danio rerio (zebrafish) is the source of this 564-nucleotide messenger RNA. RefSeq names its product fibroblast growth factor 10b (gene fgf10b). The record is from RefSeq and is marked provisional. Lineage: Eukaryota; Metazoa; Chordata; Actinopteri; Cypriniformes; Danionidae. Gene Ontology annotation, molecular function: growth factor activity. Gene Ontology annotation, cellular component: extracellular region.
AUGAGGAGAUGGACAGUGAGUAAGAGUGUGUCUGCGUGCUGGUCGGUGUGUGUCGUUUAUUUUCUCGCGGUCUCCGUCACCUGCCGCGGCGCAUGCCUCCGGGUCUCCAGCUCCGCAUCCACCUCCACCUCCGGCCGGCAUGCGCGCAGCUACGUGCACCUCCAGGGCGACGUGCGCCAGAGGAGACUCUUCUCCUUCCAGAAGUUCUUCCUUAGGAUCGGGAAGGACGGGAAAGUGAACGGCACCAAGAGCGAAGACGACCCGUACAGUAUAUUGGAGAUCACAUCGGUGGAUGUUGGGGUUGUUGCUAUCAGAGGUCUUGGCAGUAAUCUUUACCUGGCUAUCAGUAAGAAAGGGGAGCUGUUUGGAGUGAGAAACUACGGCACGAAUUGCCGCCUGAAGGAGCGCAUCGAGGAGAACGGCUAUAACACAUAUGCAUCGGCCAAGUGGAAGAACAAUAAGCGGCAGAUAUUUGUAAGUCUGAGCGCUCACGGACGGCCUCUACGUGGCAGGAAAAACCGCAGGAAGAACACGGCUACUCACUUUUUGCCCAUGGUGGUGUGA